Messenger RNA from Coregonus clupeaformis (lake whitefish), 1026 nucleotides. RefSeq names its product arginine vasopressin receptor 2, like (gene avpr2l). Bases 1 to 936 code for a protein of 311 amino acids. Gene Ontology annotation, biological process: positive regulation of vasoconstriction; G protein-coupled receptor signaling pathway; regulation of systemic arterial blood pressure by vasopressin. The transcript has 2 exons. Gene Ontology annotation, cellular component: membrane. NCBI's taxonomy places the organism in Eukaryota, Metazoa, Chordata, Actinopteri, Salmoniformes, Salmonidae. Gene Ontology annotation, molecular function: vasopressin receptor activity; peptide binding. The record is from RefSeq and is a predicted model, not a curated record.
AUGACUUUACAACUCAAUUAUAGUGGCAAUAGCAGUUCAGAGCGGGAGGUCGCGGGAGGAACCGAUAAAACAGGUGGACACGACAAUGCGCUUCUAAAAGCUGGAGUUUUGGGAUUGAUAUUUGUCUUAGCCACAUGUGGGAAUUUGUGCCUUCUACAUGCACUUUGGAGGAAGCGCAAGAUGAAUACAAGGACCCAACUAUUCCUUCUGCACCUGUGCUUUGCGGACCUGGUGGUCGCUUUCUUCCAAGUCCUACCGCAGCUCUGCAUGGAGAUUACGCACCGGUUCCGGGGCUCAGAUUUCGUCUGUAGGUCGGUGAAAUAUCUUCAGGUGGUUGGGAUGUUCGCCUCCACAUACAUGAUAGUGGCCAUGACCAUUGACCGGUACCAUGCAGUCUGCAAACCCAUGGUGUCGUUCUUGAAGGGUUCCUUUAAGAGGUACGUCGCCAUUGGCUCAGCGUGGCUGAUCUCUCUGGCUUUCAGCACCCCGCAACUCUUCAUCUUCUCUCUUCAAGAACUAGAGGACAACCUGUAUGAUUGUUGGGCGACAUUUAUCGAACCUUGGGGUUCUAAGAUAUACAUCAGCUGGAUUUCUUUAUCAGUGUUUGUUCUCCCGGUUAUCAUCUUGCUGUACUGCCAGAUUAAAAUAUGCACGGGGAUAUACUUUAACAUGAAGAGAAAGGCGCUCCAGGCUUCCACGAGCGACGGGCGCACCGGCACCAAAGGGGUCUCGAGCGCGAUGUUGAAGACGGUCAAAAUGACAUUCGUCAUCAUUAUGGUCUACUCAAUAUGCUGGAGCCCCUUCUUUGUGGUCCAGUUGUGGUCUGCAUGGAGUCCCAGUACUGCGCCCACAAAUGGUCCAGUAUUUGUCAUCAUCAUGCUGCUUGCCAGUCUGAACAGCUGUACCAACCCCUGGAUCUAUCUUUACUACAGCUAGGAGACAAUAUGAUGGACUAGCUCUGGUCCAGGGCGUUACUUUCCAUUUCACAGAAGGCUCAGCAUCAGCAAGCCACACAUAACACCAUGG